GAGGAGGCACAGCAGCGGCGGGCGACGUCGUGCGCGUGAGGCCCGCUGGUGGCCCCUCCCGUGAGUGGUCGCCCUGGGCUACGGGCAUGGCGUUGGCGCGGCGAGCGCAGCCCCCGUCGGAGGGGCUGCUGCUGCAGCGGCGGCGGGCAGCGCGCUGGCCUCCGUUGCUGUUGCUGUGGGGAGCCCUGUGCCUUUGCCCGCGGCCGGCGGAGGCCCUAGUGGAGGGCUUGUACUGCGGGAAGCUGGUGUGCUACGACGUGCUCGGCGUGAGCCGCGAUGCCAGCAAGGCUGAAAUCGCCCGCGCUUACCGGCAGCUGGCCCUGCGGUACCACCCGGACCGGCAGCGCGAACCGGACCCGGACGGCAGAGGAGUCGAGGGCGCGCAAGAGAAAUUCUUGCUCAUCGCCACCGCCUACGAGACCCUCAAGGAUGAAGAAACUCGUAAGGAUUAUGAUUAUAUGUUGGAUCAUCCUGAGGAGUAUUACAGCCAUUACUAUCACUAUUAUUCUAGAAGAUUGGCACCCAAGGUGGAUGUCCGAAUAGUGAUUCUGGUCACAGUCUGUGCCAUCUCUGUAUUUCAGUUCUUCAGCUGGUGGAGUAGCUACAAUGAAGCUAUCAACUACCUAGCAACUGUGCCAAAAUAUCGUAUACAAGCCACUGAGAUUGCCAGGCAACAAGGGCUAUUGAACAGAGCCAAAGAAAAGGGCAAAAAUAGGCGGUCCAAGGAAGAAAUACGCAAGGAAGAAGAGGAAAUAAUCAAAGGUGUAAUAAAAAACAAAAUAGAUAUCAAGGGUGGUUACCAGAAACCCCAGAUAUAUGACAUUCUUUUAUUUCAAAUCAUUUUAGCACCCCUUUAUCUGUGCAAGUACAUAGCAUGGUAUUGUUGGUGGAUUUAUUCUUUUAAUAUCAAAGGACAAGAGUAUGGUGAAGAGGAGAAGCUGUAUAUCAUACGAAAAUAUAUGAAAAUGUCACAGUCUCAGUUUGACACUUUGGAAGAUCAGCAGAAGGAGACUUUUCUUGAGCGACAGCUCUGGAUAAAAGAGAACUAUGAGGUUUACAAGCAGGAGCAAGAGGAAGAACUGAAGAAAAAGAUGGCAAUGGACCCUCGAUGGAAAAGGUAUCGGCGGUGGAUGAGAAAUGAAGGCCCUGGAAGACUAACUUUUAUUGAUGAAUGAAUUUGCUGAAACUUAAACAGUCCUAUUAUAAAUGAUUGGCAAGAAAAUUCAUACCUAAAAUGUUCAGAGUUUAACUGCUAUGUCACAGCAGUGUUCUAAAACUCAGGAAUUAAUCAAAUCAGGCAGAAAAUUUGUAACAUUUUAUGCUUUUUAUAUAUAAAUAUUUAUAAAAUAAAAACAGAUCUGUUAAUCAUAUAAUUGUUUUGCUCCACUGUUGACCUGGUAACAAAUUAAACAUGCAUCUGAGACUGGAUUGUUACUAUCUUCCAUAUUAGUGUGGUAAUAAACAUACAAAGAGAUAUAACAACAAACAUCAGUUGCCCUAAAAUUUAGGUAUCAGUAGUUAAAGCCUUGAGGACUUGCCACUUAAAACAUGUUGUCUUGACUUGUGCUUUUUAAAUUUUCAAAGCUCAAAGGCAUGUGUCAUGAGGCUUCAGUUUUGUUUCAUAAAGCUAAACACAUUGUAAACAUUUUACGAUGUUUCUCAAAAUGCUGUUUCAGUACCCUUGAAUUAGGGAGGAAAACAGGAGUGAGCACCUGUAGUGAGGAGGGGACAGAGAUAGGUGGGGGGUACUGAGGAAAGCCAGAAGGAAGUGACCUUAGAAGGUAGGUUGGAAGGGGUGAUGGAUGUGUAGUUGUGUCUGAAUAUGUAUAAGGGAGAGAGAGAAUUGUAGGGUGAUCCAAUGGUGCUUAUAUUUGUUUGCCUUUCUGUUAAACAUUAUUUUGUAGCAGCAGUAAAAUUUGUGAGUUCUUAAACAAC
Molecule: messenger RNA, 1935 nt
Organism: Varanus komodoensis (Komodo dragon)
Lineage: Eukaryota; Metazoa; Chordata; Lepidosauria; Squamata; Varanidae
Gene: DNAJC25
Product: DnaJ heat shock protein family (Hsp40) member C25
Exons: 4
Coding region: 87-1175 (362 amino acids)
Biological process (GO): protein folding
Cellular component (GO): endoplasmic reticulum membrane
Source: RefSeq, a predicted model, not a curated record